Molecule: messenger RNA, 530 nt
Organism: Geodia barretti
Lineage: Eukaryota; Metazoa; Porifera; Demospongiae; Tetractinellida; Geodiidae
Source: the annotation of a GenBank genome assembly
AUGCCUAACACUUUGACUAUAAUUGGAGGGUGGAAUAGCAAAACUAUCUAGCUGUACCUAAACGCUUAUUUUUGUUAAUUUCCUUCUUUACCACCCUUUACAACAAGGGUUUGAACAGUUUCGCAUUUGUUGUACGCACAUGAGUAAACAAAACGACAAACUAAUAAUGCCUAACACUUUGACUAUUGAUGGAGGCUGGAAUAGCGAUAUUAUCUCACUGUACCUAAACACUUAUUUUUCUCGCCUUUUCCUUCAUUACCACCCCUUCCGACAAGGGUUUGAAUGGAUUUGCAUUUGUUGUAUGCACAUGAGUAAACGAAACGACAAACCAACAAUGCCUAACAGUUUGACUAUAGUUGGAGGUUGGAAUAGCAAAACUAUCUAGCUGUACCUAAACACUUAUUUUCCUUGCAAUUUCCUUCUUUACCACACUUUACAACAAGGGUUUGAACAGUUUUGCAUUUGUUGUACGCACAUGAGUAAACGAAACGACAAACUAACAAUGCCUAACACUUUGACUAUUGAUGGAG